Durotheca rogersii is the source of this 1213-nucleotide messenger RNA. RefSeq names its product isoflavone reductase family protein. The coding region runs from base 1 to 960 and encodes 319 amino acids. The transcript has 4 exons. Lineage: Eukaryota; Fungi; Ascomycota; Sordariomycetes; Xylariales; Xylariaceae. The record is from RefSeq and is a predicted model, not a curated record.
AUGGCAGCCCCGGUCAGAGUGGCCAUAAUCGGCGCUACCGGUCGGACGGGCGCGUCCGUUACGGAUGGGUUGCUGGCAUCGGAGACGAAGUUUGAAAUCACUGCUUUCUCUCGCCAUGCUUCUAUCAACAGCGCGGCUAACGACGCGCUCAAGAGCCGCGGCGUCCGUGUCGUAGCGGCAGAUUUAAGAGGACCUAAGCAGGAUCUUGUUAAGCUGCUGACCAAUAUCGACAUCGUUAUCUCCUGUAUUGUCUGGACCGGCUUGGACGAUCAAGUACCGUUGGCCGAAGCAGCAAAAGAAGCUGGUGUGAAACGGUUCAUCCCAUGCGAUUUCAGCACGACCGCACCGAGGGGCGUCAUGUUGCUGCGCGAUAAGAAAGAAGACGUGCUUGCGGCGAUCCAGCGUCUCUACUUGCCGUACACAGUCAUUGAUGUCGGCUGGUGGACGGCGCAGGCAGUCCCGGCACUCCCGUCGGGCAGAACAGAUUCUCCUGUGACCAAUAUCUUGAACAUUGUUCCGGGUGAUGGCGCGAAACCGCUGGCCUAUACGGACGUGCUAGAUAUAGGGACCUAUGUAGCUAAAAUCAUCGUCGACCCGAGAACUCUUAAUAAGAAGGUUUAUGCCUAUACGGAAAUCCUCACACCGAAUCAAAUUACGGAGCUCAUUGAGGAACUGAGCGGGGAAAAGGCCAUAAGAAAAUACUUGAGCGCAGAGGAAAUCCACAAGGCCAUUAAGGCGGCUAACGAGAAGUUGAGAACUGACCCCGAAGAUGAAUCCGCGAAGUUGAGCCUCGCGUUGAAUCAGUACGUCGACUCUUGGGGCCUGCGGGGAGACGGCUCCCCCGAGUCAGCGGCCUAUCUCGGGUAUCUUGACUUCAAGCAGUUAUAUCCCGAUGUCCGUGGGAAAACGGCGAGAACCGUCUUCCAGGAGAUUCUAGAUGGAAAGAGGAAGGGUAUCUGAAGCGGGUGAUAGGAUGUUGAGGCUGGACUGCUAAAUCCGACCUUACCAAUAGGGACUUUUACGUUGCCUUGACAGUCCCCUGAUCAGUUGAGAUCUGGUAAUGUAGUCUCCGUAGUUAUUUGUCGGAAGUCUAAUGACAAUUUAUUACUGCAAAAUACGAUAAGAGGCCUCGUGGUCUUGUAGUUUAUAUGUUAUAAAUAUCUAUCCCGUUGAGCUUCGAUGAAAGCGAUGCAAUAUACCAAUAUGCCUAUCC